Messenger RNA from Racocetra persica, 131 nucleotides. NCBI's taxonomy places the organism in Eukaryota, Fungi, Glomeromycota, Glomeromycetes, Diversisporales, Gigasporaceae. The record is from the annotation of a GenBank genome assembly.
GAAUCAAGCGGAAGAAAGAAAACCUCCCUCCUGAAAAGCUUCGCAUAACCUGGAAAAGAGAUGCUGUGAAUUGUGAAGCUAAAAUCAAAAUAACGUGGUUAGUGGUAUCGAAUAUGGUUACAAUUGAGAGA